AUGUCAACUGGCCGGAUUGUCAGCAGCGCAGAAGCCGAGGGUGCAACCAAUUUUUAUAAUAUGAGAGGUGGCAUCAUUGCUCCUGGGUACCUUGAAUUACAGACAAAUGGUCUCCGAGGCUUUCACUUUACGCAUUUUGAGGACGAAGAGAGCUACCUUAAGAAGCUCGAGGAUGCUUGCACAUAUCUUCCGCAAACCGGUUGCACCGGCUUUUAUCCUACCAUACCGACUGUGCAUAGUGACGAAUUCAAGAAGAUCCUGCCGUCGUUGAGACCACGAGACUUUGCCAAUGGCGCCUCUAUCCUUGGCGCCCAUGCAGAAGGACCCUAUCUCCAUCCAAGCAAAAAAGGCGCCCACAAUGCUUCGCUCUUCCACCAGGCUUCAAAGCCGCCAGAAGAGAUCUAUGGAUCAACAGCGAAGUCAAACGAUGUCUUGAAAAUCGUAACCAUCGCCCCCGAAUUGGAAGGUACUCCCAAACUCGUCUCUGAUCUAACCUCCAAAAGUAUACGGGUCUCGCUCGGUCAUUCAAGCGCCUCCUAUGCUCAUGGUCUCGAAGCCGUCAAAGCCGGAGCAACAUGCCUAACCCACACCCUCAACGCAAUGGCAUCCCUCCACCACCGGGACCCAGGGCUAGCUGGCCUCGUGACAGCAUCACCUAGCACUCUCCAGAAACCAAGCGACAGUCCUUAUUUCUCCAUAAUACCAGACGGAAACCAUCUCCACCCAUCCGUCGCCACGAUGUUGUUCCGUUCGAAUCCGGAAAAAUGUAUCAUAAUAACCGACUCCAUCGAGCUCGCCGGCUUACCAGAUGGCACCUACCCCGGCCACUCCCAGAUCCCUCAUAACCAAACAAAACUCGGUACGAAAGUCGUUAUCGAAGGGACAGACACGCUGAUAGGUGGCUGUGCUGGGUUGGACGAGUGUGUAAGGAAUGUGAUGCAGUGGAGUGGAUGUGGGGUGGCGGAGGCGGUGAGGUGUGUGACGGAGAACGUGGCGAGUCUGAUGGGAUUGAAGGAUAGAGGGUUCUUGGCAGUGGGCAAGAGGGCGGAUUUAGUCUUGCUUGAUGAGGAGGGGAGGGUGAAGGAGACGUGGAUCCAGGGACGCCAAGUCUGGGUCGCAGGCAGCUGA
Recurvomyces mirabilis is the source of this 1128-nucleotide messenger RNA. RefSeq lists its product as uncharacterized. Gene Ontology annotation, biological process: N-acetylglucosamine catabolic process. NCBI's taxonomy places the organism in Eukaryota, Fungi, Ascomycota, Dothideomycetes, Mycosphaerellales, Teratosphaeriaceae. Gene Ontology annotation, molecular function: N-acetylglucosamine-6-phosphate deacetylase activity. The record is from RefSeq and is a predicted model, not a curated record. Bases 1 to 1128 code for a protein of 375 amino acids. The transcript has 2 exons.